AUGGUUGAAGCUAAAUAUUUGAAGGUUGCAAAGGAUCUUUUGGCCAAGCAUCCAUACUUUCUCUUGGCCAAAUCAUGGUGCCCGGAUGUCAAGUACGCCAUUAACACCUUGAAGGAACACAAGAAGUACGAUGGGUACUUCUAUGCCUACGAACUCGAUAAGUUGCCAGACCAAGCCGAAGCUUACAGAAUCGAACAGGCUUUUACCGAAUUAGCCGGUAGAAAAUGGGUGCCAUCUAUCUUUGUCAAUGGUCAAUACUGGGGUACUGAACAAGACUUGAAGGUGUUGAGAUCUCAAGACAAAUUGAAAGAGACUUUGGACAAGCUUAUUGUUUGA
This is a messenger RNA of Saccharomycopsis crataegensis, 336 nucleotides long. Its product is annotated as glutathione-disulfide reductase GRX8. Lineage: Eukaryota; Fungi; Ascomycota; Saccharomycetes; Ascoideales; Saccharomycopsidaceae. The record is from RefSeq and is a predicted model, not a curated record. Bases 1 to 336 code for a protein of 111 amino acids. Gene Ontology annotation, cellular component: cytoplasm; nucleus. The transcript has a single exon. Gene Ontology annotation, biological process: cellular response to oxidative stress. Gene Ontology annotation, molecular function: glutathione disulfide oxidoreductase activity.